GUUAGUGUAUAAAUACCUCUCUCCCCUUUGCCUUAAAACUCUUUUUUACUCUUGUGAAAACCCCCUAGAGCUUCAGUCCCCAAAGGCCCUUAUUCUCUUUUUGAAAUCUGAAGAGAAAGAGAGCUGAGAAAGAAUGGGUGAGAAGCCAAAAUCUGGAGGUGUUUGGCCUACUGUUAAGCCAUUUGUUAAUGGAGGUGUCUCUGGUAUGCUUGCUACCUGUGUUAUUCAGCCUAUUGAUAUGAUAAAGGUGAGGAUACAAUUGGGACAGGGAUCAGCAGCUGAGGUUACCAAGACCAUGCUUAAAAAUGAAGGUUUUGGUGCCUUUUACAAGGGUCUGUCAGCUGGGCUUCUUAGGCAGGCAACCUACACAACUGCCCGACUUGGGUCAUUCAGAAUUUUGACGAACAAGGCCAUUGAGGCUAAUGAAGGGAAGCCCUUACCUCUAUACCAAAAGGCUUUGUGUGGUCUGACUGCUGGAGCAAUAGGUGCAACUGUUGGUAGUCCAGCAGAUUUGGCCCUCAUUCGUAUGCAAGCUGAUGCUACCUUGCCUUUAGCACAGAGACGCAAUUACACAAAUGCAUUCCAUGCACUCUCCCGUAUUGCGGCUGAUGAAGGAGUUCUAGCCCUCUGGAAAGGUGCUGGCCCAACAGUAGUAAGGGCAAUGGCAUUGAACAUGGGUAUGCUUGCCUCUUAUGAUCAGAGUGUGGAGUUCUUCAGGGACAACCUUGGCAUGGGCGAGGCUGCUACAGUAGUAGGGGCCAGCAGUGUUUCUGGAUUCUUUGCUGCUGCUUGCAGUUUACCAUUUGAUUACGUGAAGACCCAGAUUCAGAAAAUGCAACCAGAUGCUGAAGGAAAAUUGCCCUACACUGGUUCUUUCGAUUGUGCCAUGAAGACUUUGAAGACAGGAGGACCCUUCAAAUUCUACACUGGAUUUCCAGUAUAUUGUGUUAGGAUUGCCCCUCAUGUUAUGAUGACUUGGAUCUUCCUUAACCAAAUUCAAAAGGUCGAGAAGAAAAUCGGAUUGUGAUUGUUGCAAAAAAGAGAUACAUCCUCUCAAGUUGAGCUUUAUUAGAAAUAACAUCUUCGCCUUGUUGUAUUAGUACUGUUUUCGCUCUUUCUUUAUCCUCACGCCUUCAAAGGCUUUAAGAUUUUUGUUGGUGACACAUUGACUUGCGGAAAAUUUAGGUUAGACAUUUGAUCUUUUCCAUAUUCCUACCUUUAUAGUUUUGGGAAGACUACUUUAUCCAAACUGAUGGGAAGAUUCUUUUAUCUGAAUAAUCUAUGUACUUCAAAAACCGUCUUGAAGUAGGUACUAUGGAGUUUCACCAUUUUUGGUGUCAUCUUGAACUUGAUCUUGUUGCCUGUUGUUGGAUAUACACUCAUUUGUUAGCAUCCAUCCUGGUAUGAGCUAUUUGAGUAUUGAAGUAAAAAUGCAUCUUAAUGUU
Solanum lycopersicum (tomato) is the source of this 1445-nucleotide messenger RNA. RefSeq names its product oxoglutarate/malate translocator (gene ACI36). Gene Ontology annotation, molecular function: transmembrane transporter activity. The record is from RefSeq and is marked validated. NCBI's taxonomy places the organism in Eukaryota, Viridiplantae, Streptophyta, Magnoliopsida, Solanales, Solanaceae.